Messenger RNA from Seriola dumerili (greater amberjack), 1582 nucleotides. It is a transcript of the gene nfkbil1, whose product is annotated as NFKB inhibitor like 1. NCBI's taxonomy places the organism in Eukaryota, Metazoa, Chordata, Actinopteri, Carangiformes, Carangidae. Gene Ontology annotation, molecular function: protein binding. The record is from RefSeq and is a predicted model, not a curated record. The coding region runs from base 23 to 1201 and encodes 392 amino acids. Gene Ontology annotation, biological process: canonical NF-kappaB signal transduction. The transcript has 4 exons.
UUAUGCCAGAGCAUUCUUGCUAAUGCAAAGCUCGAAGGCAUUUCAAAGCUAUUAUAACCAGACCAUAAACAUAACUAUAAAAAAUAAACCGCCUGCUCAGUCUGUACUAAGCAUGGUGUCUAACAAACAGAAGCGGGUGUGGAGGUACGUUGAGGACGGCAGUUUGUUGAAGCUGAAGUCGUACCUGAGGAAGCACCGGGACCUGGAUGUGAACUUCUCCCAGGGCAAGAGGCAGAGGAGCCCGCUGCACCUGGCCUGCUGCCUGGGAGACGACGCCGUCCUGCGGCUGCUGCUGAAGCACGGGGCCGAUGUUCUCCAGAGGGACCAUAAAGGAGACACAGCGCUACACACAGCAGUCAACAGGGCUCUCAAACACGGGAAGACAGCGUAUGAUGACCUGGUUGUGCCCCUGAAGAAGAGCUGUCCAGAGGCUAUGAACGCUACUAACAGUGCUGGAGUCACACCUGAGGACCUGCUGAAGUGGAUGAAACAUACAGAGAGUGCUGAAAACAUGAGUCGUCCACCUAAAACAGACCCUGAGAAGGAGUGGCUGGAGAAGCUGUUUGGUGAAUGCGAGGAUGAAUUCUGUGAAACUUUUGGAGUAUAUGAUGCUGAUGAUUUUCUUCCUGUUGAUGACGAUGAUGAAGAUUUUGGGGACUGGGCUGAUCGUAUUAGGAAAGAAUAUUUCGACAAAAAGCAUGCCGAAGCUCAAAGACUAGCAGCAUCAUCUUCUGGAUGGAAAAGGAAGAAGAGUAAACAAGAGAGAGAGCAGGAAGAGCAAAGCCGCAAGGAGCUGCAUGAAAAGCUUCAGAGGGAACAUGAAGAGUAUCUGGCUCGAGCAGCACGUAAAGAGGAAGAGACUCGGCAGGGCAAGAAGCGCAGGUACGAUGAGAAGUGUGAAGCUACUUUCCGUGGCGGCUCGUCAGCUGGCAGCACAAAGCUGAGCUACAGUGACAUCCCCUGGCCAGCUCCAAGGGGAACAGUGCAGGAGAUGGUGGAUGUGAUGUUGCACGGUGUGGACCGAAAAGACGUGCCAGUGUUUCGUAAAAUGCUCCGGAAGCAGCAAGCGCUGUGGCAUCCUGACAAAUUUGCUCAGAGAUGUGAAGCUCGUUUAGAGGAGAAGGACAAACAGAGGAUCCUGGAUACAGUCACAGCUCUGUCACAGGAGCUCAACAGACUAGCUCAGAGUCUCAGGGCUUAAAAUAACAUUUUAUUUAAACUUAAUUUUACAUGCUUUUCUGGAAAUGUGUGUGUCUAAAACUGUACUAUACUCAAAUUUAUGCAUAAAUGUACCAUGGAUUUCAUGCAUUUUCCCCAACAAUUUGUCUGCUGCACUUGCCAUAGCUUUAUUAAUUUAUACAUAUUUUUUUGUAGCUGAGGUGAUAGAGUGGAUAAGCCAGUGGUCAUAGUGGUUUGAUCCCCAGCUCCUCCUGUCCACAUGUCAGUGUUCAUCAUCACUUGCAGAAUUAAGACAGCAUUAGAUGGUACCCAGAGAGUGGUUUUGAUCUUGGAUUGAAAAAGGACUAUGAACAUGCUUUUGUGUAAUAGCUGAUUUAAAAAAUAAAUUAAUUAAUUAACAUCA